This is a messenger RNA of Phragmites australis (common reed), 1042 nucleotides long. RefSeq lists its product as uncharacterized. The transcript has a single exon. The record is from RefSeq and is a predicted model, not a curated record. Lineage: Eukaryota; Viridiplantae; Streptophyta; Magnoliopsida; Poales; Poaceae. The coding region runs from base 23 to 934 and encodes 303 amino acids.
GACACCACCACUCGCCGGCACAAUGGCCGCCAGCUCCGGCGACCACUUCGCCGGAUGCAGCGCGGGUGGAGGCGACAGCGCGUGCUCCACCCCCUUCGUGAGUGCGCCGUCCAGCCCCGCCCACGACGCUUCGUUCCGCGGCACCGCCGCGGCCGGCUGCUUCUACAGCGCGCCCGCGAGCCCUGCGCGCGGCGGCCUGGACGAAGGAGAUGAGUACGGCUGCGAGCUGGGAUUCGACUUCGACUUCUCCUCGAGCGUCCCGUUGCCCGCCGCGGCGGCGAUGUCCUCCGCUGACGAGCUCUUCCACAACGGCCAGAUCCGCCCAAUGCGGCUCGCGUCCUUCCUCCUCUGCCCACAGUCGCUGCCGCCUAGCCACCCGCCGCCGCUGUCGGAGGCUGCGUUGGCGGGGGCGGACGCGCGCGGACGUUUCCGGUGCCUGUCAGUGCACCGCCGGUCCUGCUCCCACGCUCCAUUCCGUACCCAUUGGCUCUCGCCGUCGUCGUAUCCUGCUCCGGCGGCGAACUCCAGGGAGACAACGGCGGGGGAUGCUGCUCCAUCGGCGUCGCAGUCGUCGUCACCCUCCUCGACGGCGUCCUCCGCAUCCUCGUCGUCGUUAAGAAGCUUCCGCUGGUGGGGGUUCUUGAAGGACCUCCUCCACCGGAGCAAGUCCGACGGCGGCAAGCACCACCUACCCUCGCCCUCUCCUCCGCCGCCGACCCCCAAGAGGGACCCCUCCCCGGCGGCGGGGAGGAGUAUGGGAUUGGCGCACGCGCGGCUGUACGAGGCGCGGCGCGCGGAGGCGGAGGAGAUGCGGCGGCGCACGUUCCUCCCGUACCGGCAGGGGCUGCUCCUCGGCUGCCUCGGGCUCAGCUCCCGGGGCUGCGGCGCCAUGCACGGCCUCGCCGCCGCCGCUGCCGCCAAAUCCAGGCCCUGACGCGACGCCCUCACCACCCCCAACUCCAUGAACACCUAUCCUUCUUCCUCCUUGAGCUGCCGUUCUUGGUGUUCUUCAUGGUUUAGCUGAGUCUUAAGUAACUAGGUC